Molecule: messenger RNA, 603 nt
Organism: Trematosphaeria pertusa
Lineage: Eukaryota; Fungi; Ascomycota; Dothideomycetes; Pleosporales; Trematosphaeriaceae
Exons: 1
Coding region: 1-603 (200 amino acids)
Source: RefSeq, a predicted model, not a curated record
AUGUCAAGCCACUCCACGUGGCCCGAGCGCCUCUUUUCGCUUCCCGUCUUCUUCCGCGCCUCGCACACCACCUCACCUCGACCGCACUUUGAUCAUUCCUUCAUCCUUUCUGCAUCAGAAUUUUCACCUGCUAAUCGCCAUCUCAAUGACUCACGCAUCAGCAACAGGUUGGGCGUGGAUGAGGCUCCACGCACACCUCGCCUUUGGAUUACUGUUAGCGGUCGGGCGGCGAUGACGCCUGGAGCCUCAAAGGGCCCUGGACCCUCCGAUCAGACUUGUUGGGAAUUGAGAUGGACGGAUGUUUUUCGCACAAAUUGGGCCUCUGCGACGGUCUCUGCGGCGUCCAUUUUGGAGUCGUGCUUCGCGCUGUCUCUGCUUCGACCAGCAGGCGAUGACAAUUCCGGUUUCCGACUAACUGGAAGCGUCUCCAUAUGCACGAUACUCGACGUCGAGAUCACAGUCACUUUGGCCUCGGACCCAGACUAUAUCAACGCACCUUCGGACCUAAAGUGGGCCCUGGGCGAGUCCUUCUCGAAGCGUGCGACAGAAGUCCCUGUUGGCCCACUCUUCCGACAUACCAAGACCAUGCUGAAAGAGCUCUAA